Molecule: messenger RNA, 903 nt
Organism: Brassica oleracea var. oleracea
Lineage: Eukaryota; Viridiplantae; Streptophyta; Magnoliopsida; Brassicales; Brassicaceae
Product: phosphoenolpyruvate carboxylase 2-like
Exons: 5
Biological process (GO): tricarboxylic acid cycle; leaf development; carbon fixation
Cellular component (GO): apoplast; chloroplast; cytosol
Molecular function (GO): phosphoenolpyruvate carboxylase activity
Source: RefSeq, a predicted model, not a curated record
AUGGCUACUGGAAGUUUGAAGAAGAUGGGUUCCAUUGAUGCUCAGCUCAGGCUUAUUGCUCCUUCCAAAGUCUCUGAAGACGACAAGCUUGUUGAGUACGAUGCUCUGUUGCUGGAUCGGUUUCUCGACAUUCUCCAGGAUUUGCAUGGCGAAGAAGUCAGAGAGUUUGUGCAAGAAUGCUACGAGGUUGCUGCUGAUUACGAUGGGAACCGCAACACCGAGAAGCUAGAGGAGCUUGGAAACAUGUUGACGAGUUUGGAUCCAGGAGAUUCAAUCGUGGUCACAAAAUCGUUCUCCAACAUGCUUAGCUUGGCUAAUCUUGCUGAGGAAGUCCAGAUUGCGUACAGGCGCAGGAUUAAGAAGCUUAAGAAAGGAGACUUCGCUGAUGAGGCCUCUGCGACAACGGAAUCCGACAUUGAAGAGACUCUCAAGAGGCUCUUGCAGCUUAACAAGACCCCUGAAGAGGUUUUUGAUGCUCUCAAGAACCAGACUGUUGACUUGGUCUUAACUGCUCACCCUACUCAAUCUGUUCGCCGGUCUUUGCUUCAAAAGUUUGGAAGGAUUCGUGAUUGUUUGACACAGUUAUAUGCAAAGGACAUCACUCCUGAUGAUAAACAAGAACUCGAUGAAGCUCUGCAACGAGAGAUUCAAGCUGCUUUUCGCACUGAUGAGAUUCGAAGAACUCCUCCUACACCACAAGAUGAAAUGAGAGCAGGGAUGAGCUACUUCCAUGAGACAAUCUGGAAAGGAGUCCCCAAAUUCUUGAGACGUGUUGACACUGCUUUAAAGAACAUUGGUAUCAACGAGCGUGUUCCUUACAACGCUCCUCUCAUUCAGUUCUCUUCCUGGAUGGGUGGAGACCGUGAUGGAAACCCUCGAGUCACUCCUGAAGUUACAAGAGAU